Miscanthus lutarioriparius is the source of this 2847-nucleotide messenger RNA. The record is from the annotation of a GenBank genome assembly. NCBI's taxonomy places the organism in Eukaryota, Viridiplantae, Streptophyta, Magnoliopsida, Poales, Poaceae.
AUGCGAGGAGGAGGAGGGCCGGGCGUCGGCACGCCGGGGCGCCCGCCAUGGGGCUCGGGCGCCACGACGCCGCGGUCACUGAGCACGGGCUCCUCGCCGCGCGGCUCCGACCGGAGCUCCGACGACGGCGAGGAGCUGGUCGAGGUCACGCUGGACCUCCUCGAGGACGACAACAUUGUGCUGCGGAGCGUCGAGCCGGCGGCGGGCGCCGCCGCGGUGGCGGCUCCGCCUCGCCGCCACCCGGACCCGACCCCGUCGUCCACCGCGGCGCCGUCGCGGUCGCGCUCUCCCGCGAUGCGCCGGACCUCCUCGCACCGCCUGCUGCAGUUCUCGCAAGAGCUCAAGGCCACCGCCAGCCGCGCCAAGCAGUUCUCGCAGGACCUCACCAAGCGCUUCACGCGCACCCAGAGCCGCGCCAACCUCGCGGCGGCGGGGGAGGUGCCGUCCUCGGGCAUCGACGCCGCGCUCGAGGCCCGCGCACAGCGCCGCCGCCGCGCGCAGCUCGACCGCACCAAGUCCGGCGCGCAGCGCGCGAUCCGCGGACUCCGCUUCAUCAGCGGCGGCAACAAGGCCAGCAACGCCUGGAUCGAGGUCCAGGCCAACUUCGACCGCCUCGCGCGCGACGGCUACCUCUCCCGCGCCGACUUCCCCAAAUGCAUAGGGAUGAUGGAGUCGCAGGAGUUCGCGAUGGAGCUCUUCGACACGCUGAGCCGCCGCCGGCAGAUGCAGGUGGAUAAGAUCAAUAAGGAUGAGCUGCGCGAGAUCUGGCAGCAGAUCACCGACAACAGCUUCGACUCGCGCCUCCAGAUCUUCUUCGACAUGGUGGAUAAGAACGCAGAUGGCCAUAUCACGGAGGCCGAGGUGAAAGAGAUCAUUAUGCUGAGUGCUUCUGCUAAUAAAUUGUCGAGGCUUAAGGAGCAAGCUGAGGAGUAUGCAGCCUUGAUCAUGGAGGAAAUUGAUCCUGAAGGGCUUGGUUACAUUGAGCUUUGGCAACUGGAGACACUACUACUGCAAAAGGAUACCUAUGUGAACUACAGCCAGGCCUUGAGCUACACAAGCCAGGCACUAAGCCAGAACCUUGCUGGUCUAAGGAAAAGAAGUCCAAUCCGAAAAAUUAGCAGCACAUUGAACUACUAUCUGGAGGACAACUGGAAACGUCUCUGGGUGCUUGCAGUGUGGAUUGGAAUAAUGGCUGGGUUGUUCAUUUGGAAGUUCAUUCAGUACCGUAACCGUUAUGUCUUUGAUGUGAUGGGCUACUGUGUCACAACUGCGAAAGGUGCUGCAGAGACUCUCAAAUUGAACAUGGCACUUAUUCUCUUGCCUGUAUGCCGCAACACUAUCACCUGGCUGCGGAAUACGAAAGCUGCACGAGCAUUGCCGUUCGAUGACAACAUAAACUUCCACAAGACUAUUGCAGCAGCAAUUGUGGUUGGUGUUGUUCUUCAUGCAGGGAACCACCUUGUAUGUGAUUUUCCACGGCUCAUACGUUCAUCAGAGAUGAAGUAUGCUCCGCUGCGCAAAUACUUUGGGGAAAAUAAACCAACAUAUCUAGCUCUGGUAAAAGGAGUGGAGGGCAUAACAGGGGUAAUCAUGGUUGUGUGCAUGCUUAUCGCUUUUACUCUAGCAACAAGGUGGUUCCGCCGUAGCCUGGUGAAGCUUCCAAGGCCAUUUGACAAACUAACUGGCUUCAAUGCAUUCUGGUACUCCCAUCAUUUGUUCAUCAUUGUGUACAUAGCACUUGUUAUUCAUGGAGAGUGUCUAUACCUUAUCCACGACUGGUACAAAAAGACGACAUGGAUGUACCUUGCUGUUCCUGUUGGUCUGUAUGUAGGGGAGAGGACUCUGAGGUUUUUCAGAUCGGGCAGUUAUUCUGUCCGGUUAUUGAAGGUGGCUAUAUAUCCUGGUAAUGUUUUGACAUUGCAGAUGUCUAAACCUCCCACAUUCCGUUACAAGAGUGGGCAGUAUAUGUUUGUUCAAUGCCCUGCAGUUUCACCUUUUGAAUGGCAUCCUUUCUCAAUUACUUCAGCACCUGGGGAUGACUAUUUAAGCAUUCAUGUUCGACAACUUGGUGACUGGACACGUGAGCUCAAGCGGGUAUUCUCAGCAGCUUGUGAGCCACCGGUGGGUGGGAAAAGUGGCCUUCUUCGAGCGGACGAGACAACUAAGAAAGCGUUACCAAAACUUUUGAUUGAUGGACCAUAUGGUUCUCCUGCACAAGACUACAGCAAGUAUGAUGUUUUACUACUUGUCGGAUUAGGAAUUGGUGCCACACCUUUUAUUAGCAUACUGAAAGACCUGCUCAAUAACAUCAUCAAAAUGGAGGAAGAGGAAGAAGCUUCAAGCGAUCUUUACCCACCAAUUGGUCGCAGCAAGGCACAUGUUGAUCUUGACACCCUUAUGAGGAUUACCUCAAAACCAAAGAGGGUACUGAAGACAACAAAUGCUUACUUUUAUUGGGUGACACGUGAACAAGGGUCUUUUGAUUGGUUUAAAGGGGUCAUGAAUGAAAUUGCUGAACUAGAUCAGAGGAAUAUCAUUGAGAUGCACAACUAUCUCACAAGUGUUUACGAGGAAGGGGAUGCCCGGUCAGCACUCAUUACGAUGCUACAAGCUCUCAACCAUGCCAAGAAUGGUGUUGAUAUAGUUUCUGGAACUAAAGUGCGGACACAUUUUGCAAGACCAAAUUUUAAGAAGGUCCUAUCUAAGAUAGCUACCAAACAUCCAUAUGCUAAGAUAGGAGUGUUCUACUGUGGGGCUCCAGUUCUGGCACAGGAACUAAGCAAACUUUGUUAUGAAUUCAAUGGCAAGUCUACAACAAAAUUCGAAUUCCACAAGGAACAUUUCUGA